Molecule: messenger RNA, 1458 nt
Organism: Oppia nitens
Lineage: Eukaryota; Metazoa; Arthropoda; Arachnida; Sarcoptiformes; Oppiidae
Product: protein cereblon-like
Exons: 4
Coding region: 177-1388 (403 amino acids)
Source: RefSeq, a predicted model, not a curated record
GGAUUUCAAUGACAACCAAAACAUAUGACGAAAAUAAAGAGUAAAAGCAAGUGAUUGACAAAAAUACAACAUUUGUUGUGAUUUUCAGUUAUAUUUACAGACAAAACAAUUAAACUGUUUUGUUAUGUCUUAUCAUUUGAUGACAACAACAGACACUGUUAUUAACAGUUGAAACUAUGGCUGAAGAUAUGAUUCUUCCACUUCUUGGCUAUAAUGGUGACGACGAAGAGGACGAUACAACCGAUAGCGAAGAUGGCAUUGACAAUGAUAUGGAUUUGGACAACGAAAACGAUGGCAAUAAAUCUAACCGACAGAGAGUAGUAUACGACACAACACUUCCGUCUCAACACAAUUAUUUAGGCCAAGACUUGAACGAACUGUCCGGUCGGGUAAUGUUGGAUGAGAUCGUGAAUAUACCCCUUCUGUCACUUCAAAAUGUAGUGUUAGUACCGUCACAGACAUUGCCACUACAGUUACAUCACCCGACAAUUGUAUCGAUGAUCAGAAAAGUGAUUGAAGGUCAGCGCACAGUUGGUAUUGUGGCGUCUUAUGAACCGACUCUGGGAACCACUGCUGAAAUCAGAAGCUAUGCUGACGAAGAUGAUGGCGAAGGAUUGCCUACUUUUAAACUCAAAGCUGAAGGAAGACAACGAUUUAGAGUUAUAAAUACAUGGCGUCAGGACGGAGUCAUUAUGGGAAAGGUAAAAAUAUUACCAGAAUAUGAGUUAACAAACCCAUUGCGUAUCAAAAACCAGUCACCAAAUGGACCGACACUUGCUAUGUGUUCCCGAUGGCCAAAAUGGGUAUAUGAACUCUAUGACGCAAACCUAUUGAUGGAUAAAAUCAAAGUAUAUUUAAAGAACUGGUCAUUUAAUGGCGGACAAAGUCAAGCACCACUCAAACCAUGUGAGUUCUCCUAUUGGAUUGCAGCUAAUCUACCACUCGAUGAUCAACAAAGAUGUCAACUCUUGAAUAUCGAUAGUUCAAUACAAAGGCUGAGAUUUGAAUUAAGUCUACUACAGAAGUAUUCAUAUUUGUGUUGCUCUGAAUGCAAGACAAAAAUCUGUGAAAAAGAUGAUGUGAUUGUUAUGUCAAGUAAUGGUCCGCAGGGAACGUAUGUCAACUCACACGGGGCUGUGCAUGAAAUGAUGACUGUUUCAAAAGCUUCAAAUUUAUCAUUAUAUGGCCGACCCUCUACCGAAAGCUCAUGGUUUCCCGGUUAUGCAUGGACAAUAUGUCGGUGCUCUAGAUGUCAUAGUCAUAUGGGAUGGAGGUUUACUUGUGUAGACAAAAAUUCAAGACCCGAUACUUUUUGGGGUCUGUGUCGGGCAUCGUUAGAACCCGGACUCAAAAUAGAUGACGAACUCCCGUGGAAACCCGUACUUUAAUUGUCUUUUAGUGGAUAAUUAAUUCUCAAUAAAUUAUUGGUACUUUUAAUAUAUCGGUACUGUUAUCUCA